Molecule: messenger RNA, 1821 nt
Organism: Echinococcus granulosus
Lineage: Eukaryota; Metazoa; Platyhelminthes; Cestoda; Cyclophyllidea; Taeniidae
Product: Integrator complex subunit
Exons: 11
Coding region: 1-1821 (606 amino acids)
Biological process (GO): snRNA processing
Cellular component (GO): nucleus
Source: RefSeq, a predicted model, not a curated record
AUGACAGAUAUAAGAGUGAUCCCCCUCGGUAAGACAAAGUGUCAUUAUGUGACGUGUAAAGGUGCCGGUCAGGAUGUAGGCCGAAGCUGUAUCUUGGUUUCUCUCGGUGGUAAAAAUAUAAUGCUUGAUUGUGGAAUGCAUAUGGGUUAUAACGAUGAACGUCGCUUCCCUGAUUUUUCUUUUAUUGUGCAAAAACAUGACCUGACUGAGUACAUUAACUGUGUCAUUAUAAGUCACUUUCAUCUUGACCAUUGUGGUGCUUUGCCUUAUAUGACGGAAAUGGUUGGUUACAAUGGCCCGAUUUAUAUGACACAUCCUACUAAAGCCAUCUGUCCGAUUUUACUGGAUGAUUACCGUCGUAUCAGUGUUGAAAGACGAGGUGAACAAAAUUUUUUUACUGCUGAAAUGAUCCAUCGCUGCAUGAGGAAGGUGAAGUGCGUUUACCUCCAUCAAGCUGUAAGAGUCGACGACGAGAUUGAGAUUCAGGCCUUCUACGCAGGUCACGUGCUGGGUGCUGCAAUUUUUCAUAUCAAGGGUGACUAUAACAUGACUCCGGAUCGGCAUUUGGGUGCCGCAUGGGUUCCAAGAUGUCGACCCGAUUUAUUGAUAACGGAGACCACCUAUGCCACUACCAUCCGCGAUUCUAAGCGUGCCAGGGAGCGCGAAUUUCUCGAAAAGGUUCACUCACGACUUGAUGCUGGUGGAAAAGUUCUCAUUCCGGUUUUCGCUCUAGGCAGAGCGCAGGAACUCUGCAUCCUUCUCGAAACCUACUGGGAACGAAUGAACCUCUCAUUCCCCAUCUUCUUUUCUGCCGGAAUGGCUGAAAAGGCGACGGAGUUUUACAAGUUAUUCAUCUCAUGGACAAGUCAGAAAAUUAAGGAGACCUUUGUGGAGCGCAACAUGUUUGACUUUAAGCACGUCAAGCAUCUAACUCCAGAAGCUGUGGAUCAACCAGGUCCAAUGGUGGUUUUUGCAACUCCGGGUAUGCUUCACGCCGGUCAAUCCUUGCACAUAUUCCGAAAGUGGGCUCCAGAUCCUAAGAAUAUGGUCAUUAUUCCCGGUUACUGCGUCUCGGGCACUGUUGGCUACAAGAUCCUAAAUGGAGUGAAACGACUAGAAUUUGAUAAGCAGAUACUAGAAGUGUGUAUGCGUGUGGAGUAUCUCUCUUUUUCUGCUCAUGCCGACGCUCGUGGAAUAAUGCAGCUCAUCUCGCAGUGUCGUCCCGGUCACGUCCUCCUGGUGCAUGGGGAAGCCUCCAAGAUGGAAUUCCUCAAAAGUCGCAUUGAAUGUGAGGCGGGGCUAGAGUGUUCCAUGCCAGCCAACGGGGAAAUAGCUCUUAUACCAACACGGCCACGCUUCGAAGUGGUCGCGUCGGUGGAUUUGCUCAAGAAAACCAUCAGUGAAAAUUCCAUUUUACGCAAGGCAAAAGAUAAGCAGUCUCUUUUCAAGGCUGGUGUUGUCGUGAGGGCUGAUGAGUCACGAGGGAUCCUAAUGAGUCGGGAGGCAGCAUUGGCUAGUGUCGGUCUGAAGGAACAUGCGGUGCUGUUCACGUCUGUGCACGCGUUUGCUUCAACAGAACCGAUUGAGACACUUUUAAAGCGCGCUAUGACACUGUGUCUUGUACUUGUGCCGAAGGAGAAAAUAGAUACCGAGGAUUCGGGGCUGGCUCUCUUCAAGCGAAUUUUCAUUGAUUUUGAAUCACCUCCCACAAAGAAAGGCGAACAGAAUGACAUUCUCCUACGGGUCACGUUUACACUUCAGGAUGAAGACAUGGGCACGAAGAUAUUUUCGAAAUUGAGAGACGCCUUUACACGAACGUAG